CUGUCGUCGACAACAUUCGAGUGCGUUGCCGCCAGUCUGACCGAUGAAACGGUGAACUGAAGGAGGGAGAGAGAGAGAGAGAGAAGAAUGGGGAAGAAGGCGAAGAAGCCAGGAAAAGGCAAGGAGAAGACGGAGAGGAAAACCGCGAAAGCGGAGGAGAAGAGAGCUCGCAGGGAGAACAAGAAGAUCUCCCCUGAAGACGACAUCGAUGCCAUCCUCCUAAGUAUACAAAAAGAGGAAGCGAAGAAGAAGGAGGUCCACGUUGAGGAGAAUGUACCUGCGCCUUCUCCGCGUUCUAAUUGCACGAUGGCUCUGAAUCCUUUGAAAGACACAGAACUAAUUCUUUAUGGUGGUGAAUUUUACAAUGGCACCAAGACUUUUGUCUACGGUGAUCUUUACCGGUAUGACGUGGAGAAGCAGGCAUGGAAGUUGAUCUCCAGUCCCAAUAGUCCGCCUCCUCGCAGUGCUCAUCAGUCUGUUGCUUGGAAAAAUUAUCUGUAUAUAUUUGGUGGUGAAUUUACCUCCCCAAAUCAAGAACGCUUCCACCACUAUAAGGACUUUUGGAUGUUGGACCUUAAAACAAAUCAGUGGGAACAACUUAAUCUGAAAGGCUGUCCUGGCCCGCGUUCAGGUCAUAGAAUGGUUUUGUACAAACACAAAAUCAUUGUUUUUGGUGGCUUCUAUGACACUCUCAGAGAAGUGAGGUAUUAUAAUGAUCUAUUUGUUUUUGAUCUGGAUCAGUACAAGUGGCAAGAAAUAAAGCCCAGGCCUGGAUCAAUGUGGCCAAGUGCACGGAGCGGAUUUCAAUUUUUUGUUCACCAGGAUGAGAUCUUUAUGUAUGGUGGCUACUCAAAGGAAGUUUCAACUGACAAGAACAGCUCUGAAAAAGGAAUUGUUCAUGCAGACAUGUGGUCCCUUGAUCCAAGGACUUGGGAAUGGAAUAAGGUAAAGAAAAUCGGAAUGCCUCCUGGCCCACGUGCAGGAUUUUCCAUGUGUGUUCAUAAGAAAAGGGCUUUACUAUUUGGUGGCGUGGUUGAUAUGGAGGUUAAAGGUGAUGUUAUGAUGAGCUUAUUCUUGAACGAACUCUAUGGUUUUCAAUUAGACAACCAUCGUUGGUACCCCUUAGAGCUACGGAAGGAGAAGUCAACAAAGGAAAAGUUAAAAGUUAGUUCUGAUAGAAAACCCCACAAUGAGGACGUCGAUGAUAAAAAUCAGACUGCAGAGUUUGCAGCAAAAGAAAAGGAUGAUAAUUUGGAAUACUUAGAUGAAGCUGGUGAUAUGGAAAGCUACAUGGAUGAGGUGUCACGUUGCUUGGAUACAGAAUUGGUUGUCAGUGAUCAUGGGAUAAAUGCAAGCUCUGCCAGAAACCCGCAGGCACACCCUGCUAAUGGUGGUCAGCAUUCUCCUUUACCAGAGAUAGUCAAGCCUUGUGGACGCAUAAAUUCUUGCAUGGUGGUUGGGAAAGAUACUCUAUAUGUUUAUGGAGGGAUGAUGGAGGUCAAGGAUCAAGAAGUUACUCUUGAUGAUUUGUACUGCCUCAAUCUCAGCAAGCUCGACGAAUGGAAGUGCAUUAUACCGGCAUCUGAAUCAGAAUGGAUAGAAGCCUCAGAGGAUGAAAAUGAGGAUGAGGAUGAAGAUGAAGAUGGAGAGGACAGUGAGGAUGAAACUAAUAGCGAUGAUGUCAGUAGCGAGAAUGAGGAUGACGGUAGUGAUGAAGAUGAUGCUUCAGAGGCUAGAAAAGAUGCUUCUGCCUCAUCUCAUGUGGGAGAUGCUGUUGCAAUGAUAAAGGGUGAAGGAAAAAAUCUUCGUAGGAAGGAGAAGCGAAUUAGGAUAGAGCAGAUCAGAGCCAACCUUGGGCUUUCAGAUUCUCAAAGAACGCCUGUGCCUGGAGAAUCCCUAAAGGAUUUCUAUAAACGUACAAAUAUGUAUUGGCAAAUGGCAGCUUAUGAGCAUACUCAACAUACUGGAAAGGAGCUCAGAAAGGAUGGAUUUGAUCUUGCUGUCAUCCGUUACAGGGAGCUUAAACCGAUUCUGGAUGAGCUGGCUAUACUGGAGGCCGAGCAAAAGGCUGAAGAGGAAGAAGGCCCUGAAACUAGUUCAAGAAAGAGAGGGACAAAGAAGAAGAGUACAAGUCUACUCAUAAAAUAGCAACUCCACUUGUAUGACAUGCCCAGAUUACGGUGGAUUCUAAUAUUCACUUGGUUAAUUGCUGCGUGCACAAACCCCAUGAUUCGGAGUUUGAGGGAACAAAUGUUUUUCGCUGAAGAAAAAUGGGAACCUAGUAAGGUGGCAGCAAAAUUACGGUCAUCAAUGGCGCAGAUCUGCACGUUGGACUGUAGGAUGAAGUUAUUUGUUAGAGUGGCAAGUUUUGGAGAUCUCGAAGAAGAUAUCAAGUGCUGGUGUUCUGGUACGUUAAAUCGAAAAUGUCUAAUUUCUAGAGCGUAGGUCCUCAACUCAUGCUUUUAAUUUCUUUUGGGGGGAGUAUCAUAUACUUCUGGUGUCAUAUAUUUGCAAGUGUU
Syzygium oleosum is the source of this 2519-nucleotide messenger RNA. RefSeq lists its product as uncharacterized. Gene Ontology annotation, molecular function: protein binding. The record is from RefSeq and is a predicted model, not a curated record. The transcript is spliced from 20 exons. The coding region runs from base 88 to 2148 and encodes 686 amino acids. Lineage: Eukaryota; Viridiplantae; Streptophyta; Magnoliopsida; Myrtales; Myrtaceae.